CGCCCCGCCCCGCCCCCCCGGGUGUGCGCGAGGCGGCGGCGCGUGGCAGCGGCGCGGGCGCCGGUGGCGGGCUCUGAGCGCGCGCGCGGGGGGCGGCGGCGGCCCCGGCCCGGCCCCGCCAUGACCGACUUCAAGCUAGGGAUCGUGCGGCUCGGCCGGGUGGCCGGCAAGACCAAGUACACGCUGAUCGACGAGCAGGACAUCCCGCUGGUGGAGAGCUACUCCUUCGAGGCUCGGAUGGAGGUAGAUGCUGAUGGAAAUGGUGCUAAAAUAUUUGCUUACGCAUUCGACAAAAAUCGUGGAAGGGGAUCCGGCCGUCUCCUGCAUGAGCUGCUUUGGGAGAGACACCGGGGAGGGAUUGCUCCUGGAUUUCAAGUGGUACAUCUGAAUUCAGUGACAGUGGACAACCGCCUAGACAAUCUGCGCCUAGUUCCUUGGGGUUGGAAACCCAAAGCUGAAGAAAUCUCUAGUAAACAAAGGGAACAAAGUCUGUAUUGGCUGGCAAUCCAACAGCUUCCUACAGAUCCUAUAGAAGAGCAGUUUCCUGUACUGAAUGUAACACGAUAUUACAACGCUAAUGGGGAUGUUGUGGAGGAGGAAGAGAACUCAUGCACAUAUUAUGAAUGUCACUACCCCCCAUGCACAAUGAUUGAAAAACAGUUACGUGAAUUCAACAUUUGUGGCCGAUGCCAGGUAGCGAGGUACUGUGGGUCACAAUGCCAGCAAAAAGACUGGCCUGCUCACAAGAAACACUGUCGGGAGAAGAAACGGACCUUCCAGCAAGAGCUUGGACCAGAACGAUGACUGGGUGGCACAGGCCUCUUAGCAGCAGGAUUCCUUCUCAAAGGCAUUGGACUCUUGCUUUUGCACAGUAAUGACAGACUGCUUAUUGAAGCCAGAGGCACUGAAGAAGAAAAACCCUGUGAUGCUUGAGCAGAACGGCUGACUGAACUAGGCCAGCUCUGACUGGUGCUGUGGAAAGGGAUUGGGUCUACCCUUCCAGUAUUAUAUUCUCAAGCAAAAAGACUACUGUGGAGGCUCCAGGCAGGAAGCUUCUCAUUAUUUAUAUGUUAAUACAUUUGUAAACUCAUGUACAGUUUUUGUUAGAAAUUCUUGAUAGGACUCAUUAACUGUAAUGUUCAGAUGAGAAAAUGUUGUCAGCCUAAAAGUUUAAAAAAGAAGUAAAAAAAAAAAGUAAAAAAAAAAAAAAAAGGUCAUGUGGCAAAAGCUUUUCCUCCCAUGUGGCUAGAAGUAUCUGUGGCUGUGCCAAGGCCAGAAGGCAGGCUGUGACAUCGGCAGUUACUCUGGAGAACUCUGCAUGGAAGUUAUAUUUAAAAAAAAAAAAAAAAGGCAAACAAAGUAAAGGUUGGAAUGAAUCAUUGUCUGCUCUCUAGCUUUCUCCUGUUCCCUUCCAGCUGCCUUCAGAGCACAGUCCCACUUGGACGUUGGAAGUACCUACCCAGUAGGAACCAGCGUGCCAGAGACUGGAGCGGAGCGUAGGGGACCAGCUGGGAUCUGUGUGUACAGGCGAGCUAUAGCGUGGCGCUGCCUUCAGAGAAGGGCUGCUGGAGACUCUGAUUUAAGCAACCCGUAUUUUUAGAAAGCUGAAAUAGCUUUCUUGUUAUGAAACCUUUGUCUGUGAAGUAGUCGUAGGGAAGCUGAGGUAGUCAGCUGUGUCUGGAUGUAGUUGCCCUUGUGGCUUCCCCGUAAGCAUAGCAAAAUCUAUAGUGAUGUGCAGAUGUGUUUAAAUGAGCUAAUAUUUGGUAAUUUGAGUUAUUUAUUCUUUGUUAAAGACACCAUCAAUCCAAGAGUCACUUUGACUUUAUUUUUAAUGUAGUAAUGAGUAAAAAUAAUAUGGGAGGAGGAUUAGA
This is a messenger RNA of Phalacrocorax carbo (great cormorant), 1871 nucleotides long. NCBI's taxonomy places the organism in Eukaryota, Metazoa, Chordata, Aves, Suliformes, Phalacrocoracidae. The record is from RefSeq and is a predicted model, not a curated record.